Menidia menidia (Atlantic silverside) is the source of this 1503-nucleotide messenger RNA. The record is from the annotation of a GenBank genome assembly. NCBI's taxonomy places the organism in Eukaryota, Metazoa, Chordata, Actinopteri, Atheriniformes, Atherinopsidae.
UUGGCCUUUAUGGACUUACCCUUCAAACCACGCCGUGGCUUCUGGUGGGUGCUGGCUGUUAACAUGUCUCCAGUAAGGUUGCUCUUAUCUUGUCUGCUUUUAAAAGAGACGUUUGCGCUGACUGGGCGCUUUUGGCAUAUCACGGAUUUGCAUUGGGACCCAACUUACAAACUGACAGACAAUCCAGAACUUGUAUGCUCGUCCAGCGGUAAAAGACCCGCAUCCGGUGCUGGUAAAUUUGGAGACUAUGUGUGUGACUCACCAUGGGAACUCAUCAACUCCUCUAUGUAUGCUAUGAAGAAGAUUCUCCCAGAUCCCGACUUUAUUGUAUGGACAGGAGAUGACACACCACAUGUGCCAAAUGAGGAUCUCGGAGAAGAGGCAGUGGUCAACAUUGUGGGCAACCUAAGUCACCUCCUAACUGAGGUGUUUCCAGACACUAAAGUUUACUCUGCCUUGGGCAAUCAUGACUACCACCCCAAGAGUCAGCUUCCUGGAGCCCCAAACUAUAUCUAUGACCGGAUAUCAGAUAUGUGGCAAAAGUGGUUAGAUCCAGCGUCCAGAGAAACAUUUAAAAAAGGCGGAUAUUACACAGAAAGGCUGCUGAACCGUGCAGGGUUGAGGAUGCUGGUCCUGAACACCAACCUCUACUACGACCAAAACAAGGAGACCAAGAACUCGGAUGACCCAGCAGGCCAGUUCAGCUGGUUGGAUCGUAUUCUUACAGAGGCAGCAAACAACAAAGAGAAGGCAAAUGUCUGUUUACAGUGUCAGGUUUUCUUUGAGUUGCUGGGCUUACUGUGUGAUGUUAUUGUCUACCAGGUGUACAUCAUUGGUCAUGUGCCCCCCGGUUUCUUUGAAAAGAAAAGAAGUAAACCCUGGUUCACAUCGAGGUUCAACAGGCUUUACUUGGAUAUAAUUCUGAAGCACCAUUCUGUCAUCAUUGGUCAGUUCUUUGGCCAUCACCAUACUGACAGCUUCCGCAUGUUCUACAAUGCAGAGGGCUUACCUAUAAGCACAAUGUUUCUCAGCCCUGGAGUCACACCGUGGGAAACGACCCUUCCUGGAGUGGUCAAUGGAGCAAAUAACCCUGGGAUUCGUGUUUUUGAAUAUGACAGAGACACUCUCCUGGUCAAAGAUGUGGUGACGUAUUAUAUGAACCUCACCCAAGUCAAUGCAGACGCAGAAAGAUGGGAGAAAGAGUAUCGGCUCACGGAAAGUUUCAGAGUGCCAGAUGCCUCUCCAGCCUCUAUGCACCGGGUUCUGGAACAAAUAGCCACCGAUCCCUGCUACCUGCAAAAAUACUAUCAUUUCAACUCCGUCUUCUACGACCUUACAGACUGUGACAGUGACUGCCGUGUUGACCAUGUAUGUGCAGCUAGAGAGGUAGACUUUGAGAGGUACGAACAGUGUCUGGUGAAAGAAGAGGCAGUUUCCAUUCAUGGUGGAAUGUUGGUGAUCCUUUCUGUGGCUGCAAGUCUGGUGAUUUCCUGUUGGUACUGA